Plenodomus lingam JN3 is the source of this 153-nucleotide messenger RNA. NCBI's taxonomy places the organism in Eukaryota, Fungi, Ascomycota, Dothideomycetes, Pleosporales, Leptosphaeriaceae. The record is from RefSeq and is a predicted model, not a curated record.
AUGUCCUACGGCCACACCACAAACCCACGCCAUUGUGCAACCAACACCACCACCAACACCACCACCAACACCCCAACCAACCCUACCAACCCACCCCGCCCCACAAAUCUCCAGAUGAUUCGCAUAAGCGACCGACGGCAAGCCUUCUCGUGA